Molecule: messenger RNA, 3125 nt
Organism: Paramecium pentaurelia
Lineage: Eukaryota; Ciliophora; Oligohymenophorea; Peniculida; Parameciidae
Source: the annotation of a GenBank genome assembly
AUGUAAAACUUUAACCAACAAGGCUCUGAAAAUUAGCAAUAUGCUAAUCAGUAAAAAGAAAUAAAUCAAUAAAGUAAUUUUUCUUAAUUAUUUUAUUAGAUUAUACUCCAGAACAAAUCUAGGCUUAUUAUUAAUCAAGUAAUUUUUCAUAACUAUUUUAUUAGGUUUAACUCCAGAACAACUGGCUUAUUAAUAAUAAAGUAAUUUUUUUUAACUAUUUUAUUAGAUUAUUCUCCAGAACAAAUCAAGGCUUAUUAUCUUCAAUUAUAUUAGCAAUAAUUUUUAGCAUAAUAAUAAUACCAUUAAUAGGUUUAAUAAAUAUAAUCGCAAAAUGGGAUCCAAAAUCAAAUUUAUUAGGUUCCCCAACCAAUUCAAAACAACUAAAAUCAUUAACAACAAACCUAACAAUUUUCUUAUGUUCCAAAUUAAGUUUAUCCUCAAAAUUUCUAUAUUCAACAACAACCCAAUAAUAAUAAUGAAAGAUUAAGAUUAUUAACCUCUUAAAUUAGAGAAUUAGAAACAAAAAUCUAGAAUUUAGAAAAUGAAAAAGAUGAACUUCAAAAUUAGAAAAAUAAAGAAAUUAAAAAUUAUUAAACACAACUUUAAACUGAGAGAGAAAGAUUGAAAUAAUUAGAAGAAGAUGAAAAGAAAAAAGAUGAUGAUAUAUUGAAGUAUAAAUCUGACUAAUUUAAAACAAAUUUAAAAAUAAGCGAACUUGAAAACUAAUGCAAAUCACUAAAUCAAUAAUUGGUUUCGAAGAAUACUGAAAUUUAAUAGUUGAAUUAGAAUAACUAGAGAAUAUAAUAUAUGACUUAAAAUUCAAAGAAUACAACACCAGAUUAUGAGAAAUAGAUGUAACAAUUUUAUAAUCAGCAAUAAGCUUUAUUAUAAGAGGAAAAAAAAAAAUAUAAAUUAUUAAAUGAUGAGAAAAAUAGCAUUGAGGAUUAGUUAUAAUAAAAAGAUGAAAAAUUAAAUUAAUUGGAAAAACAAAUUUAUGAUUUAGAGAAUUAAGUAAAGUACGAACAUAAAAAUUUUAUGGAUGCACGAGGCGAAAUAGCUAAUUGGUAAAAAAAAUCUAAUUAUCUCAAUAAAUAAUUGGAAGAAAAAAAUUCAAAUAUUGAAAAUCUAACAAAACUAUUAAGAGAUUCAAAAUUUUAAAAUUCUUAACUUGAUAAUAGGUUAAAAGGUGAAGAAGAAUCUAAAAUUGCAUUAAAAGACCAGUUUAAUUCUAUUGAAAAUACCUAUAAAAAUUAUAUAAGAGAACUAUAACAAAACUAAUCAAGCGAUCAAAAUAAAUCAAAAUUUGAAGAUGAGAUUAAUAAAUUAAAAAAUGAAAUGUAAUAAAAUUAGUAAAAAAAUGAAGAAGAAUAAAAAUAAGCUUAAUUAUUGAAAGAAUAAGAAUAUUAGGAAAAUAAAUUAAAAAAAGCUCAGAAAGAUCAAUAAAGGUUAGAGAACAGAAAAUAAGAGAACAAGAUGAUCAAAGAAAUUAUGAUGAAGAAAACAUAAGGUUCUUUAGAAGAAUGUGGAAAAUUAGAUAUUUGUUAUGUUGUUGAUUUUACACUGUAUAAAUUUAUUAAUGAUUAUUUAGGUCUAUGUAACCAUAUGUUGAACAGGCAAGAUGCUGUGUUUAAGAAUCCUUUAAAAUUAUCAAAUAAUAGACUAAUAGAGAUACAAAUAUUUCAUCUAUUGCCUAUUAUGAUAUUGAAUAGAAACCUAAAACUGGAUCAUAUUAUCAAUUUGACUUCUCCAACAAUAUCUAAAAUUUUUAAAAAUUUAUGCAAGAUAUUAAAUUUGAAGGAGGGCGAGAUCCUCCAGAAGAUGUUAGAGGAGCUUUAGAAUAAAUGAUGAAAAAUCUCAAAUGGAAGAGUAAAUUUAAGAUAGCAAUAUUGAUAACUGAUUCUCCUUGUCAUGGCAAAAAAUAUCAUACAUAUCCUGUUGAUUUUCACCCUAAUGACGACAUCACACAAACUCUUCAUCAUUUGAUAGAAUAACAAAUCAUCUUAAUAGGUUUUAAUUUAAACGAUAAGACUACUAAAAUGUACUAGGAAUUUAAAAAGGUUUAUGAAGCUAAGAAUGCUUAAGAUUUUUUUUUACUUGUUGAUGUUGCAGGUCUUUAAGUUCAUUAGUUGGCAGAGAAAAUGGCAUCAUCCUUAGGAAGUGCUUCUGUUAAUGCAACUUAAGUUAAAUAAUCAGGAACUAAAUCAAAAAAAUAAUAAUAAGAAAGACCAAAGAAUAAAGAUGGUGCUAUGGAGGCUUUAUGUAAAUAAGGAGAUUUUUUUAAUUUUGAAUAAUAAACUAAAGUAGUAGAUACUGUAUUUACAGUUUUAAAUGUAACAAUAAAUGAUUAGGUAUUUAAUAAUAAUUUAUAAUCUAUAAAUAAUAUUGGAAAACAACCUAAUAAGGAUUAUAUAAUAAAAGAAGAAGGUAAAUGGUUUUGUAUCAGAACUGAAUUACCAUUUGCAUUUGGAAUGAUGAAAGAUGUCUUUUUAAUGAAAAAAAAGAAUGGAGGACCAGAAGAAUUAUAUGUAAUAAAAACUCCUCUUGGCAGCAACCCAUAUCAAUCAUAACUUGAGGCUAUUCAAGAAUGUAGAUCUCAUUUAAUAUGCUAAUAAUUGAUGAAAAAAUUUAAAAGUGAUAUUUCAGAUGCAUUAGAGUAAUAGAAUUUCUAGAAAAAUGAAUAUCCUAAUGUUGUUUAUAGUGACUUUUUAAUUUUAGAAGAAACCAAAAGUAUUAAAUUAUAUUUUUAUCUUUAGAUAAAUAUUGGAUAGCCGAAAGAUUUUUCAAAGGUGAAUUUGUAAAGUAUAACAAUAAUUAUGGUUAUAUUAAUGAGGAGAUAACAAAUUUAAAUAAAUUUGCUCAAGCUUUCUCAUAUUAUACAUUCUUUAUAAGUAAAGGAUAAUACAUGAUAAAUGAUGUUUAAGGAGUUGGCAAUUAUUUUACUGAUCCUGCUAUUAAUACAACCAAUGGUAAUUCAUAUAUAUAAAUAUUUAUAGGUGAUUUUGAUGAUACUGAUUUAGGAUAAGAAGGAUAGCAAAUGUAUUUAGUAAAUUUCUAAUCAAAGAAGGCAUUAGCAUUUGAAAUUUUAUCUCUUUUGAAUUAACUAAAUGAAGAUUAAGAAUAGUGAA